This is a messenger RNA of Ambispora gerdemannii, 630 nucleotides long. Lineage: Eukaryota; Fungi; Glomeromycota; Glomeromycetes; Archaeosporales; Ambisporaceae. The record is from the annotation of a GenBank genome assembly.
AUGAAUACCCGACUCGCACCAAAGAAAGUAAGUAUCGCUCUGGCUGUCCUUUCGCCCGCUUGUUUCUUGGCUACGGCUGCAUUACAACAACUACAAGUGGUGGAAAACUCGGUGUUGCCGUUUCUGUACAACUUUUUCCUGAGAAAGGAUAUACCGUUCGUGAUGACCGGUGUAAUGUUCUUUUGGGUAUAUGUGCUUACGGCGUCGCUUAGUGUUGUGGCUCAAGCUGCUGGGUUGAGGAAUGGGUAUGAUAAUAACGAACCUAGGCAUUACAAGCCAUCAGUACGAGGAGCCUUCGGAAGGAUGAUUGCGGCACAUCAAGUUGCUUUAGAAAGUGUUCCUGCCUUUUUUGCCGUGGUUAUUAUCGCUUCGGCUAAACAAGUCCCAUUAGAAUACAGGAUAGAUUUUUCCAUCCUCUAUACCUUCCUGCGCAUCAUACACACUCCAUUAUACAUACUGAAUUUUGAUAUUGCACGAGCAAUCACACACAUGAUGGCAACUUCGUGUGUCGCGUGGCUUUUCGCAUUUGCGCUCAUACCUGGUUUCGAAAGGAACUACUAUUCGUUUAUAAUGGAUGUUGUGAGAUUGCAGCGCGGAGUGUCGAGUGGUGGGUUUUGGGGAAUUGAUUAA